AUGGCGAGAUCUUGCUCUAUCUGGUCGCCGGUUUUGAUUUCACUUUCUCCGAUAACCGGAGAAUCACCUAAAAUUUCACGGCGACGAGUGAUUUUAGCCACAGGAGUAGGUUCUUCUCAGGCUCCUUUACUCGAAGCAAAUGUUAAGGAACACCAGAAGCUUCAUGUCCUUGAUUCCAAAGAUGUUUCCAGAAGAAACACGAUGCUUUAUCUAACGGCUGGAGUUCUCGGAGGGAUCAACUUUCUUCUCCAUGGUGAAGCCGCAGAAGCUCGAGUAGGGAGAAAGGAGAACAGGAGAAAAGCUUUGGAGAAGCUGAGAGGGAGAGCGAAAGAGUCCGAGCCCAAGUCAGGAGACCAAAAGAAAGAGAAAGAGUUAGAUAGUCAAGUAUUUCCUCUUAUUCCUCUUCCUCUCCAACAACAAGCCAUUGGACCUGUAGUCGAAGCAAACUUGUUGCAAUAA
Messenger RNA from Arabis nemorensis, 459 nucleotides. Lineage: Eukaryota; Viridiplantae; Streptophyta; Magnoliopsida; Brassicales; Brassicaceae. The record is from the annotation of a GenBank genome assembly.